Messenger RNA from Macaca mulatta (Rhesus monkey), 9551 nucleotides. RefSeq names its product FRAS1 related extracellular matrix 3 (gene FREM3). Gene Ontology annotation, cellular component: membrane. The record is from RefSeq and is a predicted model, not a curated record. NCBI's taxonomy places the organism in Eukaryota, Metazoa, Chordata, Mammalia, Primates, Cercopithecidae. Gene Ontology annotation, biological process: cell communication; anatomical structure morphogenesis.
AUUUGCAAAAUAGCUCCCACCAGUUUCUUUUAUGUCCGAAGUGAGACUCAGUUUUUGGCUAGAAAAUACACUCCUGUCAGCGGUAAGGAAGAGGAAUGGUGUCUCUCCCCCUUUUCAGAAACACCAUUCCCUGGAUGAAUGGACAGCAGGAGCGCAGUCUCACAGACGCAGGACUGACCCGAGUACAGUCACCGUCUCUCUCCCAACCCUGAGGGGGGACAAUCCCUUUGUGGCACCCGGGAAAGAGAGUAUCCAAACGAGCUGGUGGGAGUCUGGCAGCGUGGGCAGCAGCGCGGCGACCACGGCUCCGGGCGCGAAGGUGUGUAAGGUAGGCGGGGUGAAGCACCCAGGAGCGGAGGGAAGAGCGCUGCACCCUCGCUAAGUCUAGCCGCGCUGGGCGCGUAUCUGGGCGGCCCCAGAAACCAGCAGAGGCAGACUUGGGCCCGGGCAGAGCAGGAGGUGGGCAGAGCCCGUUCCCCCGCUGCCGUUACCUGCAGCAGCAGAAGCGCAGCCGCUGGCUCUUGCUGGAUCCGCGCGUGGGCUGCCGACUGGACAGCAGCUACCGCCUCCACUGCCUGCACCUGCGACUCAGCGGAUCCCUCUUUGGACAGGGCACCCCCACUCCGGGAAUCCCAACGCCAGGAGCCAUCCAUGGCCAUGACGGGGGCUUCUCGGCACCCGACUGGGACGCCCAGCCAGCUCCUUGUGGCGCUCGCCUGCCUGCUCUUGAGUCGCCCUGCGCUGCAGGGACAGGCAUCCUCGCUUGGGACCGAGCCCGACCCGGUGCUUUACCUGCACGCCUGGGGUGCACUUGAAGGCACUCGCCCCGACGGCCCUAGCGUGCUGAUUGCCAACCCUGGACUCCGGGUGCCCUUGGGUCGUUCCCUUUGGCUCGACCCGCUCCGGGACCUGGUGAUUGGAGUGCAGCCGGGGGACCGGUGCGAAGUCACGGUACUGGACGCCCUGCCGCUGCUCAAGGGCGCGCUCUCCCCGCGCCGCUUCCCCUGCGCCUUCGGGCCCCGCCAGGUCCAGUACACUCAUUUCGGCUCCCACAGCCCCGGACGCGCCCGGGUGCUGCUGCAGCUGCGCUACGACGCCCCGACUCACACGUUGGUGCUGCCCUUCACGCUGGCGGUGGACGUGGUCUUUUCCCAGCUGGAGCUGGUGACGCGCAACAGGCCUUUGGUAGUGGAGAAGCUGCAGGGCUGGAGCCGUGCCAUCGACAGGAGAGUGCUGGACUUCGCCUCCCUGAAGUCCAGAGCCACGGCCACCCGCAGGUGCCGGCUCACCCCACUUCCUCACGAGGACGGCCCCCUGCCCAAGUACGGGCGCUUGGUGGACGCGAUGGGGGCCCCUCUCCCCAGGGGCAAGCGCGUAGACUGUGAAGCUUUCCUCCGGGCUGGGGUGCGCUAUCAGCACACCGCUGCCUCCUCGCCCAACCGGGACUACUUGCCAAUGAUGGUGGAGCUGCUGGGGCCUGAGGGCCAGGACGCUGGGUCCGCGGGUGUGCUGGUCCGCGAGCACUUCCAGCUGCUGGUGAGGAUCCUCGGGGGAGCCAAGAACACACCGCCCAGACCCAGCUUCAUGGCCACGAUGAUGAUGGAGGUGGAUCCGUUUGUGCUGACAGCCCUGACACCUGACGCACUAGCCGCGGAGGACGUCGAGUCAGACCCUGGCGACCUGGUGUUCAACAUUCUCAACGCCCCCACUCCCGCACCAGGGCAUCCAGGGCAGCAGGGCUACGUGGUCAGCACCGACGACCCUCUAGGCCUUCCAGUCUCCUUCUUUACCCAGCAGGAGCUGCGGGAGCUGAAGAUUGCCUAUCAGCCCCCUACAGAGAACUCCCAUGGAGAGCGCCUCUUUCAGCUGGAACUGGAGGUGGUGGACGGAGACGGCGCCGCCUCAGACCCCUUUACCUUCAUGGUGACAGUGAAAUCCAUGAAUACUCUGGUCCCAGUGGCUAGCCAUAACAGGGGACUUGUGCUUUUUGAAGGUCAGUCAAGGCCCUUGUCCAGCACCCACAGCGUUCCUAUCAGUGAUAAAGAUAACCUGGAAGAGGUGAAAAUGGCUGCAGUCAGGGGCUUGAGACAUGGGCAGCUGGUGGUGUUUGGGGCACCUGCUGGGUGCAAGUAUUUCACACCUGCGGACCUGGCAGCAAGGCGAGUGGUGUAUCAGCAUGAUGGCAGCAACACCUACAGUGACAACAUCAUCUUCCGGAUGGAGGACGGACACCACCAAGUGGAAUUUCUCUUUCCCGUCACCAUCCUACCUGUGGAUGAUGAACCACCAAUGGUCAAUACUAACACAGGACUCUCACUGACGGAAGGGCAGGUGGUCCAGAUCUCUCCCUUUGUACUGAGCGCUACUGAUAUUGACUCUGAGGACUCAACCAUCCGCUUUGUGCUAGAGAACCAGCUCUUAGAAGGAAAUAAGGAAGAGCCACAGUGGGAGCUGGCCCCUGGUUCCUCCCACUCAGGCCACUACCUGGGGGACAUGUUGCUGCGGCAGGCUGAACUGCCUCUCUCCACCGAAGGUGGGGACUGGCACUACAUGGAAAAGGAAGGGCUUUAUGAGAAAGUGGUGACUGAGUGGCUACAGAGAGACAUAAUGGAAGGGAGACUCUUCUACCGCCAUCUUGGACCACACAGCUCUCAAACUGUAAUGGUCCAGCUGGCUUUCCAUGUGCAGGAUGACCAUGACCCACCCAAUCUCUCCAACCAGCACAUUUUCACCAUCAAGGUCCAGCCAGCGGAUAUACUGAGUCCACAGCUGUAUCCAGGAACUACACUAGAAAUGACUGUACAAGAAUACCAACUCACUCACUUCCAGAAGAACUUCCUCCGAUACAUUGACCAGGACUCUGAUGACCAGAACCUAUGGUACACCCUACUGACACUCCCGACUGACACAGAUCGAAACCACCAAGUCCGGGCUGGAGAAAUUGUGCUCACUGAUUCACCAGACACACUCAUCAUGCACUUCACCCAAGCCCAGGUAAAUCAGCGUGAAGUUGCCUACCAGCCUCCACAGAAGUUAGGUAUUGCACCACGGGUUGUGCAGUUUACCUACCAGGUGGAAGAUGCUGCAGGCAAUAGCGUGCCAGGCACAUUUACAUUAUUCCUGCAACCUGUGGACAACCAGCCCCCAGAAGUCACCAACAGAGGCUUUACUGUCUUAGAGGGAGGCAGCUUUAACCUCAGCAGUAAUGAGCUGCAUGUUACAGACCCAGACACAGACAUUGACCAAAUUGUCUUCAUAUUAGUCCGCGGUCCCCAACAUGGACGCUUGCAGUACUUUAAAAAAUGUAUGGUCCCAGGGGAAUCUUUCACGCAAGCUGAUAUUAUUAAUGGGAGUGUCUCUUACCAGCAUGGUAGAGACCAGACAACUACCAGUGACACUUUCCAUCUGGAAGUAAGUGAUGGGGUGCACCAUAUACCCAUCACCAUCCCAAUUUCCGUGCAUCCCAGUGUGGCUAACGAAAGUCCUAGGAUCUCUAUCACAAGUAGUUCAUUAUUGGAUGUUUCUAUAGAUGUACUAGAGAAUAAAGCCACUGAAAUUACCAUGGGUGUCACCCAUGGCAAAAGGAAGGACGUACAUCACUUGAUGCUGUCUUUCAUUGUAAAGGACAGCCCCAAAUUGGGCACUAUUCUGGUCAAUGGUUUGCCCACAGAACGAUUCACCCAAGAGGACCUCAUCAGUGGGAGAGUAGCCUAUGUCCACACUGGAGGUGAAGUUGGUUUUCAAAAGCAGCACGAUGCCUUCAGCCUCAUCCUCUCCAAUGAUUCUUACCAAUGGGUAGUGGGGAAUAGCAUAAUAGAGAGAGUACAGGUACGAGUAACUGUGCUGCCUGUGGACAAUGUGGGGCCCAGGGUCUUGGUGAGGGAGUCCUUCAUUGUCUAUGAAGGUGAGAAGAACUCCUUGACCUUACAACAUCUCCAUGUUGAAGAUGUGGACACUCCUCAAGAUGAACUCCUCUGCACAGUGACUAGUCAGCCAGCCUCUGGCUACCUGGAAAAUAUUGCACCAGCUCCUGGUUCAAAAAUGUCCCAGUCUGGCAGCCCCAUCAGUGCUUUCUCCCUCAGAGAUGUCCAAAUGAGGCAUAUCAAUUAUGUACAGAGUAUUCACAAGGGAGUAGAGCCACAAGAGGAUCAAUUCACUUUUUAUUGCUCUGAUGGCAUCAACUUCUCCCCAAAUGUCUUCUUCCCUAUAAUCAUCCUACCCACCAAUGAUGAGCAGCCUAAACUUUUUGCCCAUGAGUUUGAGGUACUAGAGGGGAUGAGCCUGGUCAUAGACACUCAGCUGCUCAAUGGAGCAGAUGCUGACCUGCCACCGAAUGAGCUCCACUUUCAACUCACAGUCCUCCCUCGGCAUGGACAAAUCAUAGAGCAGCUGGCUACGGGCAGCCAGCCCAUCCACAGCUUCACCCUCAAGGAGAUUCAGGAGGCCUCCACCAUUGUGUAUGAGCAUGAUGACUCAGAGACCAAAGAGGACAGUUUUGAGGUCUGGCUAAGUGAUGGCAAGCACACCACCCACAGGAAGGUACCCAUUGUAGUGACACUAGUGGAUGAUGAAACUCCUCAGCUGACUGUCAACAAUGGGCUGAAAGUAGAGAAAGGACACUCUGAGAUUAUCACAAAUCAGAUCCUCAAGGCCACAGAUCUUGACUCAGAUGAUAAGAGCCUCAGUUUUGUCCUCCAUUCUGGGCCUCAACAAGGGCUUCUACAGAGGCUGAGAAAACCCAGAGGAGAAGUGAGGAACAAUCUUACUCUGGGAAUGAACUUUACCCAGGAUGAGAUUGACAGAGGCCUCAUCUGCUAUAUCCACACAGGCCAAGAAGGGAUUGUUGAUAUUAUCCAGUUUGAUGUGACUGAUGGGGCUAACACUUUGACAGACCACUACUUCUAUGUCACUAUUGGCAACUUAGACAAGGUCUUCCCUGAGUUAAUCAGCAAAAGGAUCACCUUAACAGAAGGUGCCAGAGUGACCCUUACCAACAGUCUGCUUAGCAACAGUGAUAUCAACAGCUCUGAUGAACAUCACUUUAACAUUACACGGGCUCCAAGCCUGGGUCACCUAGAAAGUUCUGACCAUGCUGGGGAACCCAUUGCCUCUUUCACUCAGCUUCAAUUGGCUAGCAACAAAAUAUCCUAUGUCCAUACUUCAAAUGAUGAGAAAAAGAUGGACAGCUUUGAGUUUCAAGUGAUCAGUGAACUCUACCCUGUGUCCAGAACCUUCAGGAUCUUCAUCACUGAUGUGGAUCAUAAGAAACCUAUCUUGACCAUCCAUAGACUAACACUACAGAAAGAGGCUAGCCAACUGAUCACUCCCCUUGAGUUGACAGUGGAAGACAAGGAUACCCCAGAUUAUCUUAUUCUCUUUACCAUCACCCAGGUCCCCAUGCAUGGCAAGAUUUUGUACAAUGGUAGCCAUCCUGUGACCACUUUCACCAAGCAAGACUUGAACAAGAACAUGAUUAGCUACAAGCACGACGGCAGUGAGACCACUGAAGAUAGUUUCUCCUUGACUGUGACAGAUGGCACUCACACUGAUUUCUAUGUCCUCCCAGACACUGCCCUGGAGACACACAAACCUCAAGUAAUGAGGGUCCAGAUAAGAUCAUUAGACAAUAGGCUUCCCCAGAUUACUAUCAACAGGGGUGCCCUAACCUUGAAGCACCUUCACACUGGACAUAUGGGCUUCUUGAUUACCAGUAAGUCUCUGAAGGCAGAAGAUCAGGACAGUCCCCACAGGCUUCUGAAGUAUAAAGUUACCAGAGGACCAGAGCAUGGCUUCAUUAUCAGAACUGGCCUUGGAAACCAGAGCACUCGAGUGUUUACACAAGCUGACAUUGAUGAGAUGAAGAUAUCCUAUGUCUUGAAUGAGGGCAGCAAUGCAUCAAAGGACAUCUUCUAUUUCUCUGUUGAAGACAAUGGAGGAAAUAAACUAACAAAUCAACCUUUCCAUCUAAACUGGGCUUGGAUUUGUUUGGAGAAAGAGUACUAUAUUGUGGAUGAAGACUCCACAUUCUUAGAAGUGACACUUACACGCAGAGGAUACCUUGGAGAAACAUCAUUUAUCAGCAUUGGUACCAAAGAUGAAACUGCAAAAAGAGACAAAGAUUUCAAAUGGAAGACCAAUAAACAGGUCCAAUUCAAUCCUGGACAGACUACAGCCACAUGGAGGGUGAGAAUCAUACCUGACAAUGAAUAUGAGACUUCAGAGACCUUCCAGAUCAUUCUGUCGGAACCUCUCAUGGCUGUACUGGAGUUUCCCGAAAUGGCAACGGUUGAAAUUGUGGACCCUGGAGAUGAAUCAACAGUUUAUAUUCCAGAGGCAGAAUACAAAAUAGAAGAGGACGUUGGGGAACUUUUGAUUCCAGUAAGACGAUCUGGAGAUGCAAGCCAGGAACUAAUCGUCAUUUGCUCCACACGUCAAGGUUCUGCCACAGGUACGAUUUCUUCCACAGUGUUAUUCUCUGAUUACAUCUCACGUCCAGAAGACCACACCAGCAUCCUCCACUUUGACAAGAACGAGACACAGAAGACCUGCCGGAUCCUGAUCAUUGAUGACUCCCUUUAUGAAGAGGAGGAAUCCUUCAGUGUUUCACUGAGGCUGCCAGUGGGAGGACAGCUGGGAGCCAGAUUCCCCACCACUAAGGUCACUAUUCUGGCUGAUCGUUAUGAUGAACCUGUCCUGCACUUUGGGGAUGCUGAAUAUCACGUCAAUGAAAGUGCUGGCUAUGUGGAGGUUUGUGUUUGGAGAAGAGGCACUGAUCUUUCCCAACCAUCAUCCAUCAUCGUGCGCUCCAGAAAGUCAGAGCAGGAGUCAGCAGAAGCUGGAACAGAUUAUGUUGGCAUCAGCCGAAAUCUGGACUUUGCUCCAGGCGUGCGCAUGCAGACAUUCCGCGUGACCAUCCUUGAUGACCUGGGACAGCCCACCUUGGAAGGCCCAGAGAAGUUUGAGUUAGUUCUUCAGAUGCCUAUCGGUGCAGUGCUUGGAGAACCAAAUAAAACUACUGUUUUCAUCAAGGAUACCAUCACUGACUGUAAGCAGAGUGCUUGUAGUUCCUUUGAUUGAAAGACUUUAAGAGGGAAAAAAAAGAGUCAAGAUAUGUCUCCUAACAACAGAAUGAAACUCUACUGUUUAUAGAUCUUAGCAAUUCUGGGAUAUCAGUGAUAUUGUACCAUCAUUGGUGUUAUAUUCUGGUGAUAUGUGGAAAUGUAAUUUAUGUGACUGCAUGGAAAUAGAAAUAUAUAUACACAGAAAACAUUGAGCCCACAAAGAAUUAGACCGUAUUCAUGUUCUUUUUCUAUUUUGUUUUACUUUGUUUCUGAGGCAAGCAAGAAAUCCACUGUGAUCAAUUAAAUCAAAAGUUAAAAUCAAAAGAUUAACCUCUCUUUACUGAUUGAUGCCGCAUAUGAAACACUUUUCAACUGUCUCUCCAUAUAUAAAGUUCUUUUAGUGAAUUCUUCAAUUUUUCUUCACAACUCUUUAUCAGAACUACUUGGUAGGAAUAUUUUUCAACUCUUUAUUCCUUUGCACUCUUUUGCAAAAAAAAAAAAAAAAAGGAUAAUAAACAGUAAAGUGAUGAAAAUGUAAGUAGUAGAAAGGAGAAGAAAGAAGAGUUGAAGAUUUGCGUAGCUCACAAACUGCCCAGUUAGUUCUUAACUAAUGUUAAAUUGACAAUAUAUAUAGAUAUGGCUAAUACCACAUAAACCAAAGUUCCCAAAUUAUUUUGAAACCACAUCUUUGUGCCCCAUCAUUACUUUUUAGGUAUUUCUUGUGCAAGUCUUUUUUUAAAUUUUGUGUUUCAGACAUUAACUUAUUCUCAAGCCAACAUAGUGUAUGAUAGAAACCAUUCCCAGAUGCAUGUUUUCCAAAUGUUGGAUGGGGAUGACAAGGCUCUUGACUGUAAUAUAGUCUGCAUAUAUAGGCCAAGAAGCCCUUGUCUACUGUUAGCCCAGGUUUUGCUUCUUUGCUAGACUUUCAUUUUCCCAAUCAGAGAAAAUAUUUUUCUAAACUACCUUAUAACUCUUGACCUCACUUCUCGCUCUGUAAAAUGAGAAAUUUGGACUCGAUUUCUGUUAAGAUCUCUUCCAGUUCUGUCUGAUUCCUGUCUGAGUGCAUAUCCACCAACAGAAAAUCACCCUCCCUCACCUUGCAAUUUGCCCAACUCCCAGAGUCAAAAAUCUUUUAAACUCAAAUUCAACAAAUAGUUAUUGGGCUGCUUCUUCAGGUCAAAGAGAUAUGUCCCCUUCACAUGCGUUAGAAAAAAAGUAAUAGAAAAACUACACAUGGACCAAGAUAACUCUCAGAUAUACCUAAGAGACCCCACAGAUGCCCUGGUUCGGGCCCCAGAUGAAGCCACAAUUGAAUUUCCUGCUGAGUACGUGUGUGCCCAGGGGAAAUACACAUUGUCAGCGUUAUGGAGGAAUCUGUUUUGAACUCGAAAUUAUUUCCAUUCUUUCAGUGUUUUCCAGAAAAUCACUCUUUUUCUUUCUCACUGUAUUUUUUGUUACUUAGGUACAUUCAGAUGAAUGCAGUGUUUAGGCAUUCAUAUUUUUGGAGGGAGGAUAUCACAAACAGUGCUUUUUAUAAAGUCUGUUUCAUUCCCAGUUUCUACCCAUUAAGACGUGCCAGAGAAGCAAAAUUACAUUUUUUAGGCUUCUAGGAUAAAACCUGGUAUAUUCUAGUUAUGACUUACAGCAUAUUCUACAGUUCAGUAAUGAAAGUAAUCUAGUGUCCUGAAAGAGUGAAAAAAUACCUGAUUUCCUACCAAGAAUGGAAUUGCACACUAUUGAAAAUUGGGCUCAUUUGUCAUCCCUUAUAUACUCUUCCCUAGGCUAACAUUUUUAUAGAAAAAUUAAAUAUUUUUUUCUCACUUAAUAUUUUAGUUUUCUCAGAGCUGGCAAGUGUAAUGGAGAUAUACUAGAUGUUGCUAUUCUUGUGUAAACUUUAAAUGGAAAGGUGUUGUAUAUUUUAUUUCAGUACCCAGGGCCCAAUUUAAGGGGUCCACUGACAGGGUGAAUGAAAGAGGCAGCUAAGGGCCAUCAUUUACUGGAGCAGAGACACCAGCCAUAGGUCCUUGGUGAAAUGCUGUACCCACCAGGGCUCAGCCCAGGAGACUGAACUAUGGGGAGCAACCCAACACUGAUGACUCCACAGUUGGUUUUCUGCCAACUAAGCAUUCAAAAAUGUGUUCGUCACUAAGGCAGCACAAUGUUGCUGCUCCUAACCUUAUUUAUAAUAAUAAAUAAUUAUAAGCAGCCCAGUACUCAGGAAAUGGUUAACUGAAUUAUAGGAUAUCUACGUGAUAGAAUAGUAUGAAUUCUAGAGUAUCCGCAACCAUGUGGCUAUUGCAAUCCUUAAACAUAUGGAAAACACUAAAAGAAAAUGCCUGGAAAUGGUAAUAACUUUCUAUUAGGGUAAUGAGAUUAUCAGUCAUUUUUUUUGUGAAUGUACUCUAAAGUUAUUUAAUCGGUAAAUAUAUGUGCUCAUUAGGAAGUUGUUGCUAUUUAUGAAAUUAAGGAAAUUAAACAGAUUAUAAUGAC